Molecule: messenger RNA, 340 nt
Organism: Cylicostephanus goldi
Lineage: Eukaryota; Metazoa; Nematoda; Chromadorea; Rhabditida; Strongylidae
Source: the annotation of a GenBank genome assembly
UUUUUAUAUUGGAUUUCGCACUGCCGUCCAGAGCAAAAUUUUGAGAUUUUUUCUGGUAGUGAAUUCUUUGCGAUUUUAAUUUUAGGUCUCCGGAUGUGACCUGAGAGAAGUGUGCUCAAAGUUGAUCCCAGACUCGAUAGGCAAAGACAUCGAGAAGGCGUGCCAUGGACUGUACCCACUUCAAGACGUGUACAUUCGCAAAGUGAAAAUCCUGAAGAAGCCUCGUCUCGAUCUUGGCCGCCUCAUGGAAAUGCACGGAGACUCCGUUACUGUUGGCGCAGAUGGUGAGAAGGUUGAUCGUCCCGACGACUAUGAACCUCCAAUUCAAGAAACCGUCUAA